Molecule: messenger RNA, 1110 nt
Organism: Paramuricea clavata
Lineage: Eukaryota; Metazoa; Cnidaria; Anthozoa; Malacalcyonacea; Plexauridae
Source: the annotation of a GenBank genome assembly
GAAAUUACUUUACUUUACUUUGUGGGACAUUUAUCCCAAUCAGUUUCAUAUGCAACUGUCAAAACGUAUCUAGCCAGCGUGUCUUAUCUGCACGUCAUUUUCCAAGUGCCAUUCAAUAUGGGGACCAUGCAACUAUUAGAAAAAUGUCUGAAAGGUCUGAAAUGCCUGAAGGGUGAAAAAAUGAGAGAUCGUCGGCCCAUCACUUUUAAAGAACUCGCAUGUCUUCAUCGUGCACUACGUCCCCAGUUUACAGAUUCUAUAGACAAUGUGAUGCUCUGGGCUGCCUUUACUUUAGCCUUUUUCGGCUUUCUGUGGUGCAGAGAGUUUACUUGUAAUUCCCCGUUUGAUCCUGAAUACCACCUUUCAAGAACUGGCAUUAUUUUCUACCCGAACAUUUUGAAUGCAGAACACUUUGACGUCAUCAUCAAACGCUCAAAAACUGACCCAUUUCGCCGUGGAUGCCGUUUAACAAUUGGAUCAUCGCUUAAUGAAUUCUGCCCUGUACGAGCAAUGAAGAAUUAUUUACUCCAAACACCUUCCAUCCCCGAAAGUCGACCUCUUUUUCAGUUUGAAUCUGGAGCUCCACUCACCCAUGCAACACUAACUUCACAUCUACGCAGUUUACUUCAGCAGCAAGGACUAGACGAAACCCUGUAUGCUUCACAUAGCUUCAGAAUUGGAGCAGCUACAGCAGCUGGUUCAGCAGGACUCCCUACUUGGCUAAUAAAGACUCUUGGACGCUGGUCCUCAGAUUGUUAUGAAAGGUAUAUAAGAACUCCGAGGGACGUUUUAGUGUCUGUAACAUCAAAACUCAUUGCAAAUACAAACCAAAAGGUCUAAGUCCACUCUGUUAAUUAUUAUAUUUACUUUAGCUGUUAGUGGUAUAGCCUGCAUGGUUAUGUGGAUCCUUUUCGCGUACUUCAUGGAGGGUUGGUCAUUCAUACCGCGAUUUCAUAAUGCAAACAGAUCCAUUGAAUUUGCGUUAACGGUCCACAUGACCGGCUAAUAAUUAUAAGCGUGUCGUAGCCGGACUUGGCCGCGUCGGCAAUGAACUGAAACGGGUCUGUAACUAGUUUUUCCAAAUAAAAACAACCACAAAAGUUUAAACGC